AUUUCUCCAACCAAGUCAAUUCCACAUCCCUGAACUCUCCCACGAGCCGGGGGCCCAUGGCCACCCCGUCCCUCCACCCGUCCAUCGGGCCGGGCAUCGGCUCCUCGCUGGGCUCCCCGGGCCAGCUGCACUCGCCCAUCAGCACCCUGAGCUCGCCCAUCAAUGGCAUGGGCCCUCCCUUCUCCGUCAUCAGCUCCCCCAUGGGCCCGCACUCAAUGUCCGUCCCCUCCACCCCCAGCCUGGGAUUUGGCACCAGCAGCCCACAGCUCAACUCGCCCAUGAACUCCGUCACCAGCACAGAAGACAUUAAGCCACCCCUGGGGCUCAAUGGAGUCCUCAAAGUGCCAGCACAUCCCUCAGGAACGAUGGCCUCCUUCACCAAGCACAUAUGUGCCAUCUGUGGGGACAGAUCUUCAGGAAAACAUUACGGGGUUUACAGCUGCGAGGGCUGCAAAGGCUUCUUCAAGCGCACGGUGCGGAAGGACCUCACCUACACCUGCCGCGACAACAAGGACUGUUUGAUCGACAAGCGCCAGCGCAACCGCUGCCAGUACUGCCGCUACCAGAAGUGUCUGGCCAUGGGCAUGAAGAGAGAAGCUGUCCAGGAGGAGAGGCAGCGGGGGAAGGACCGCAACGAGAACGAGGUGGAGUCGACAAGUAGCGCCAACGAGGACAUGCCUGUGGAAAAGAUCCUGGAAGCUGAACUCGCUGUGGAGCCAAAGACAGAGACCUACAUCGAGGCAAACAUGGGCCUGACGCCGAGCUCGCCCAAUGACCCAGUGACGAACAUAUGCCAGGCAGCAGACAAACAGCUCUUCACCCUGGUAGAGUGGGCCAAGAGGAUCCCCCACUUCUCCGAGCUGCCCCUGGACGACCAGGUCAUCUUGCUCCGAGCAGGGUGGAAUGAGCUCCUAAUUGCCUCCUUCUCCCACCGCUCCAUAGCUGUGAAAGACGGGAUCCUCUUAGCCACCGGGCUCCACGUGCACCGGAACAGCGCGCACAGCGCUGGCGUCGGGGCCAUCUUCGACAGAGUAUUGACAGAACUCGUGUCAAAAAUGCGAGACAUGCUGAUGGACAAGACAGAGCUGGGCUGCCUGCGAGCCAUUGUCCUCUUCAACCCUGACUCGAAGGGUCUGUCGAACCCGGCCGAAGUGGAGGCGUUGCGGGAGAAGGUGUACGCGUCACUAGAGGCUUAUUGCAAACACAAAUACCCCGACCAGCCCGGGAGGUUUGCAAAGCUCCUGCUCCGCCUCCCAGCCCUCCGGUCCAUCGGCCUGAAAUGCCUGGAGCACCUCUUCUUCUUCAAGCUAAUAGGAGACACACCCAUCGACACCUUCUUGAUGGAAAUGCUGGAAGCGCCACAUCAAAUGACUUAGAGAAACUGCUGCUGGGUCAGUCCCCCGCCGUCCUCGCCUCCUCGUCGCCUUCACCCCUGUCCGUUUGCUGUCACUGCUGCAUCUCCAGACCUGCUCGCUGGUCCCCUGCGCUAGAUGUAGAGAAGUGGGAGCGGAGAGAGCUCGCCACCCACCCCCUGCCCGGCCCCCGCCGUGCCAUGAGUUUUGGGAUGAGCCACCAGCCGGGCUUGGCAUCACCCACCCACCCCCUCCGUGGGUGCCCCGGGGCAGGAGCGGGGACGGGGACAGUCCCAGCCCUUUCGGGGGCAGUGGGGUUUGGACAAGCUGAGGGGAGUGGCUGAACUCGCCGGAUUGCAGCUGGCUAUUUUCAGAGGAUGGAGUUUUUUUGAAAAAGAGAAGAGAAAAAAAAAAAAUCCAACCAAAAAAAAAAAAAAAAGAAUUCUAUUUUUGGUUUCUAACUAUUAUUAGUAGUCUCGGUAGUUACUUUGCGGAGGGAGAGGCGGCCCGGCCGUGCCCCGUGAAUGAGUCACCCGUGGCUGCACAGAGCCUUCUCCUUCCAGUUCACAGCAGAGGAUUUGGGAUUGAGCUGAAUCCCCCCCCCUAAAUAACACGGGAACCGGUGGCACAGGGAGCUGGGUCACCCUCUGUGCAGAGCGUGCACCUGAAAAAUCCCCCUCUGCCAUCCCAGAGGAUGGCUGGGCAUCGCCGCUCUUCCCAAAGAUGCCUCUGCGCUGGGUGUGGAGCUGCCCACGUGGAAAGAGCCGGCUGGAGCAGUUGCUUUAAGGCUGCCAGGGACUCCCUAUCGCCCUACCCCAGCUCAUGGGGGCCUGCUGGGACCCCUGCCCUCAGCACAGCAUCCCAGCAUGGCCCCAGAAUCCCAGCAUGGCCCCAGUAUCCUGGCACUGCCCCAGCAUCCCAGCAUGACCCCACACAGGGGUUUCGGCUCACCCAGGAGGCUGCUCCUGUUGUUUCAGCCGUGCAAAACACUGCAAGGCAACAAUUAGUGGGAGUGCUUGGCCAGGCUGGUUAAUUGCAGCUGUUAAUUAGUGGUGAAGCAAGAACAGGGCUCCCCCUCCCCUGAAUCUCCCCCAUCGGGCACAGAAUGUGGGGGCUGAGAGGUCCCAGCUGGGUGGGGAACAUGGCAGCACCCACCCACCCCCUCUCCUGUCUGGGAUACUGAGAGCACCAAGAGCACCUUGGCUUUUGCACAGUCCUUUCCUUGAGUCUUGGUGUGACAGCAGGGAGAUGGACAAGAUUUUGGGGAUUAGGGACAUGGUCCCAGGAACGUGCUCACACCCCACAAGAUGGGAUUCCCCAGGGAGCGUGUGGCAAGAGGUCAGCCAGGGAUCAUCUCACCCUCGUCAGGGGUCUCCAGUGCCCCACCAAAAACUUGAGUUAGAGAAAAAAACAAAGCAGAGCAAGCGGUGAGGGAUGUUGGGAAGGGCUUUUUUCCCCUUGGCAGGAUGGACUGUCCCAAACACACUGUGGGACAAGUGCUGCGAGCCAAGAAUGAGGUGCCUGUGGUUGGCCUGUGGCCAAGGGCUUCCCCACCACUUCCAUGUCCUCUUGUGCUUUAAAACAACAAAGUAUUUGCUCCCAGAGAUCCUCUUCUUGCUCCCCAUGGGUUGUGGCUGGUUGAAAACACCUCCUUCGUGCCCAGAGGGGGGUGGAGCAGCACCCACCACCUCACACCUCUGGUUCUGAGGGGACACAGUGGCCACCUGCUGUUGUCAUCCUGCCUGGCAGCUGGAGCCCCCAGCUCCAUCCCCUGCAGCUCAGCAGGCCAUCUCACUGCUAAAAAAAAACACUCAGGAUUUCAGGUCAGAACUUCCCCCUCAGGCUGGCCCGAAGUGGCAAAUCCGCAGCGGCAGGGAAAGUGUUUUGGCUGUGUUUCCCCAGCAGCCUGCAUGCCGCCGAAAAUAUUAUUAAACAGCUUCACCCUGCAAGAAUUUGCCAAGAAAACUAGGCAAGAGAGAUGAAAUCUGGAAAGGGUGCCAGGAAACGCGAGCAGGCUGUUCCCUGCCAGCGUGAGGCUGGCGCAGCCCUUGGGGGGUGCAGGGAGGUGUUGGCUCCCAGUGGAGCUCAGCCCGGAGCCCACCCAGCCCCUGGGCAGCCCCCAGCCCGGCUCUUCCAGCAGAAAGGAGCCUGGAACUUGCUUGCCAGAGAGGAUGAGGAUGCUUUGGGAAAGUUGGUGGAUAUUGCACUGGAAUAAACCCGCUGUCCUUCUCUGUUGGGUGGAACCACUUUUUUUUCCUGCUGGAUGGCUUGGAAGGGGCUGCUUGGUGCUGGGUGUUGAGCUGUGGUGGCUGCAAGGUGCUGGGCUUCACGGUGGGAGCUCCUGUCCCAUCCCAUCUCGUCCCAUUCCAUUUCAUCCUGUCCCUUCCCAUCCCAUCCUAUCCCAUCUCAGCCCAUCCUUUUCCAUUUCAUCCCAUCCCAUUCCAUUCUGUCACGUUCUAUCACGUUCCAUCCCAUCUUGCAUUCCAUCCCACCCCAUCCCAUCUCAUCCCAUCCUAUCCCAUCUCAUCCCAUCCUAUCCCAUCUCAUACCAUUGAAUCCAUCAUGUUCCAUCCCAUCCUGAUCCACUUCAUUCUCUCUCAUCCCAGCUCAUGUCAUCCAAUCUCAUCCCAUCCCAUCACACCCUACCCAUCCCAUCCUGUUUCAUCCCAUCCCAUUCCCAUUAGCAUUUGCCCUGAUAAAAUGCCAUGGGCAGGGGGUAUCCCCCACAGGCAGUGCGAUGCCAAGGGGGAGACUCCACGGGUUCCAGACUUCCCAUCAGGAUGUGCAUCCCUGUGCCUCAGUUUCCCUGCUGGAGCAGCUCACAGCCUCAAUCCAUGCCCGUGGUGGAGGGGGGUUGGGGAAAGGCUGAGCCUUGUCCUGGGAUUUCAGUUUUCAGCAGGUGAAGGGGAGUUGGGGUUCCCGGAACGUGGGUGAUGAACCCCCAGGCCCCACCCCCUCCAUUCCCAGCCCAGCCCUUCCCAAGGGAAGGAAAAGCUUUUGUGCAUCCAUAACAUCCGCCACAGCAGCCUUAAAGCAACGUGCUUUGCAUGAGUUUGAGUCUUUCAUUUGUAUUCUUUUCACUUUUUGGCUUUUUUUGUUGUUGUUGUCCUAAUCAUAAUAACGCUGAGUAUGGACGUGCUUGUUUGGAGAGGUGAGACAUGGCUAGAGGAAAAAAAAAGGCACAUUAUCCACUAGAGAGGUAGGACUUUGAUUAACCAGAUCUUAGUACUGUUGCAAAAAUCUGGUUUGAUUAGGGUGAUCUAUUUCUAAUUUUUUGUUUUGUUUUGUUUUGUUUAAAUUCCUUUUUGUUGGUGGGACAAUCUUUAAUUUUCUAAAGAUAGCACAAACAUCAGCUUUUCAGCCACCCGCUGCCACCCUGGCUGUCCCUCACUGCCUGUGCAUGUUCCAACACGAGCCCUAUCCCAAACCAAUCUGAAUCCAGCACGUCCCAGGCCCCUCCAUGAGGAUGCUGAGGUUUCCUGGGCGCUGGAAUGCUGAGCUCUGUGGCCGGGGGGGCCCCCAGGAGUGGAGGGAGGGGUGAAGGACCUUCAUCCCCGCAGCAGCCGCGGGUGUACGACACCCACACCGACCCCCUGACCUCUCCACCCUGGGAAGGAGAGCCCUGGGCUCAGCUCCUGAUCCUAAAAAGGGCUGGAGCUGGCAGGAAUGUGGCUCAAGAGCUGAUGCUGUCCCCAUCAGUGAGGAGUGUGCAGGAGCUGGUUUAAGUUGCUAUAUGUGCGUGUGUAUACAUGUAUGUACUGUAGAUAUAUACACUGUAUAAAUACCCUCACUCACAUAUACAGAUAUUAUAACUGUAGCAAUUACAGACUUUUCGUGGUUUUUUGUGUUUUAAGUCAAUUCUUUUUCCUAUUUUUUGUCCUUGCUUUUUAUUUUGUUGCUUUGCUUUUUUUUUUUUUUUUUUUUGCUCCCAUUGUAUCCAAAUCCCUUUCCAAAUUGGCAAAUGCCAAAUCUGGAUCUGUAUUCCUCGAGGCAAAGGAACUGCAUCUAUUUUAAGAUGCCUUUUUGUUCUGUUUUAUUUUGUUCUGUUUUAUUUUGUUCUGUUUUUUUUUUCUUUUUUUUUUUUUUCUUUUAAGCAGGUGGGUUUGAGUAAAAAAAAAAUAGCUUUAGCAAUUCCCAAUACUUAGUGAUGGAUGCCUUGGCUAUGGGAUGCAUAGAUUAAAAAAAAAAAAAUUAAAAUUUAGAAUGACAAAAAAAAA
Corapipo altera (White-ruffed manakin) is the source of this 5569-nucleotide messenger RNA. It is a transcript of the gene RXRA, whose product is annotated as retinoid X receptor alpha. The transcript has 10 exons. The record is from RefSeq and is a predicted model, not a curated record. Lineage: Eukaryota; Metazoa; Chordata; Aves; Passeriformes; Pipridae. The coding region runs from base 57 to 1376 and encodes 439 amino acids. Gene Ontology annotation, cellular component: nucleus; RNA polymerase II transcription regulator complex. Gene Ontology annotation, biological process: retinoic acid receptor signaling pathway; cell differentiation; anatomical structure development. Gene Ontology annotation, molecular function: nuclear steroid receptor activity; retinoic acid-responsive element binding; zinc ion binding.